CAGCUGGCAGUUUCAACUGAUAGUCUGACACAUUACAAUAUACUGGAAACUCUGACCUUUAAACCAGGUUUUUAGUCUUUGUUGUCUAUUUUUUUAAGUAUAAAGUCCAAAACCACCAUGGACUUUCACUGUGGAAGAUCACGCCUUCCACUCUGCAGCCUGUGAUCUAAGGUUUUUUUUUUUUUUUUGGGAGCACCUUUAAUCACUUUACCUUUCUGCAUGAUGCGAAACUGCAGCCAUAGGUGACGCAAAAAGUUUUGAGUUUGUUGGUGGAAAGUUUGUUCCGGAGCUGCUCUGCCGGGGUCUCCUCACCUGAUUUCUGCACGCCACUCCCAGCCAGUGGUGCAGAGCCUCAUCGCGGGCCCCCCUUGCGGCGGUCGGGAUGGGCUCCUUAGUGGGGACACCGGGAGCUCUGCCUGCCUGGAAAGCCACGAUUUUCCUUUUUAACAUAAUCGCUGCUGCUGUGGCCAAAAGACACGUCGUGUACUGGAACUCAACAAACACAAGGUUAACAGCAGGAGAUCUGUCCAUCCAGGUGAACCUGAAUGACUACCUGGACAUUUACUGCCCACACUACCCCAACAAGGGAACACUGGACCCCGGGCAGCCAGAGUCACUGGCCCUCUACCUGGUGGGAGAGGCUACUUUCCAGGGCUGCGUGGAGACUAGAGGGGCCAUCAAGAGGUGGGAGUGUAACACCCCCUACGCUCCCUUCGGACCAGUGCGCUUCUCUGAAAAGAUCCAAAGGUUCACCCCCUUCUCGCUGGGGUUUGAGUUUCUGCCAGGGCGCCACUACUACUACAGCUCCCUACCAUCAGAUGAAGGGCCUCCUCUGCCAUGUAUGAAGUUGCGUGUCACAGUGUGCUGCGAGCCCACAUCAGAGGGUUCAAAACAAAUACAAAAAACUGCAACUAGAAGUAGUGUUUGCUCACUGAGGACCGUUUCGCUUCCAGCCCUCCUCAUCCUCAUCCUCCUCCUGCUGACUACCUGACUUCCUCAUCCGUCCUCACAGCUGACCUCACAUAUAUGUCCUCCAUUGGAUCAGGAAAUACUACUCAGACAUUCAAGUACACAAUGCAAUCUACGCUCAGACAGUGAAUGACACAAUGCAAUCUAUGCUAAGCUAUCGCAAAUGACACAUAUUAUCUUGUGGCUGUUUACCUGUGAAAUUCCAGAAAGAAUCGGGUGUCUUCUCCAGAACAGGGCCACAGUGACUCAGGGACUGACACGCCGAAUCACAGUGAUUCAUUUCUUGUUAUUUUCUUUUCCCCACCUGUUGUGCGAGUAGUAGCACAGAAUAUUACACGUAGAGUUAGUCAUAAGACUCAUAUCCCUCUCUGAAGCCAAAAGAACAAUGAGUCUGUCAGGAAAAACUUUUUUUCUCUUUCUCAUCUCUGUUUCUCAUUUUCUAUAAUAUUGUGUUGGAUUUAGUUCUUUCUGAGAACUUGCCUCCAGUCAAAAAGUGGCCAAAUAAACACAUACUACUGUACAGGUUUGAGGUCACUCAGUGAGCUGGUGACUUUCUUCUUUUUCUUUACGUGGGCCGACAUCAAGGGCUGACACAUUUUAAACUGCCUUAUUUGAAUCUGAGUAAGAUAAUUGUGUUAAACCUUUGUAACUAAUUAGAUUUUGGAAAUAAAAGGGUUUUAGGAGGAAAUGUUCUGGAAUAGUCAUGCAGGGCUGCUGCGCCCCCUACUGGGAUUAAACUGGUUUAACUGGAGUUGGACUGGGUUGGCCAUGAACUCAGAAACUGGACACUAGAUUUUGGUGCUAGAUGGUGAUAAUGGGACCUUGGGCAGAGUUUGUCCUCUCUGUUUGAGAAUCAGAGAUUCAGAAUAAAGCACAGAACAGAGGGGGUUUAUGGGUAAAUGGUAAGCAUCAGCUCCUUUCGCUCCACUGUACACACUGCGGACCACUGACUUUGGUUGAUGCCUCUUGACCAAUCAGAUGUGCACGUAUGCAGACAAGCUUUUUGUUGUUUUUGUUGUUGUUGUUUUGAACGCAGGAUCCUUGAUUUUAGGUUUUACUGUAUAGUUAAUAUAUUCUGCAAAAUGAAAUAUAUUGACUACAUUAUUCAAUGUUUUAGUGAGAUCUGAUCUCUGGUAUUUAAGUGCAAAGGUCCGACAAAAAAUAUCCUUUUGCAUAUACAAACAAUGAUUUACGUUCUGGAUAUAUAUAUGUAUAUACUGGUAUAUUUUCAUUAUUCACUGCUGCAAUGUAGUUUUGCAAGUUAAAUGAUGGUGGAAUUAAUUUAAUUAUUAUUAUUUUUUUGCCAAAUAAUUGUUUUAAGAAAUCUCUCUAAUUGACUGUCGUCAAUUGAGAAAAAAUAUCAUAAUGAAUUUACAAUUCAUUUAUUUUCAUAAUCUUAAAUUGAAGUUAGAGAUAAUACAGUUGUGUAUUUUUCAUUGAAUUUAAAUGAAGUUUAUGUAUUUAUGAAAUUACAUAAAUUAUUUCCCCACAAUAUUUGAGUGACUUAAGUUCAGAAAAUCUAUAGGUUAGUUUCUAUCUUUAAAAAAACUACAUUGUUAGCACUAAUAUAUUUUUUUCUCUCUACAUAUUUGGGUCUCGUGCUGUAAAUCACACCAGUCAUGCAGUUGUUGUUUUUUUUAUGUUAAUUUCCUUAAUGAUGUUUGAAGAUUUGUUAAAUAAUUUCAGUGAUGUAGAAUUUUACAGUCAUGUAAACUUUAAAUUGUUUUUUGAUUUCUUUUUGCGUGUGUAUCGUGUUCUGCUUUCACAUUUUAGUGAAGAAUGUAGCUUCUUCUGUGAAGAGCCAACUGCAAUCUGAGCCUUUUUUUUCUACGUGGCAAAACAACAAAAUAAAUAUGAUUGCAUUUAAACACUUCAAGUCGAUCCUCAUUUAACUUUUGAAAGUAUCGAUGUUUUAUGUAACCGCAGGUCUCAGUGACAAUACACACAACUUUACUUGCAGAACACACACAUUCAGUGUAAUACACAGGAGUACAGAGAUAAGGAGACUUCUGGGACUUGAAAUGACCUUGUGGUGUAAGAGGCCACUGUAAUGUGAGUAACCUAGUGGAAUAUUGAGCUGAGUUUUUAUCUAUGGGCAGCCAAAGUCUGAUAAGACUCAGAUAACCAAUAGACUCCCGGUAUUAAUAGACCCUGAAGCACCAUUGCCAAUACAUCGACCUUUAAAGUAGUGGCUUUAUUUUCAGUAAACACAGAACUGAGACUGAAUACAGAGCAAGAGGAGUUGUUUUUGUUUUGCACUUUAAAUAUAGAAAUGUACAUCCAAAUAAGCUGUAAAUGUAUUUCCAUUUAUGUCAGCUGAAAUGUAGAGCCUCGUGUGAAGCCAGAAAGGCAAUUUCCUGGAUAAUGGGGCUAAUGCUCCUAUUUCAUGGUUUAUGAUCUCUUCUGAUGACAUGUUUGUCACUGUUGACGCAUGUUAUGAACUGCCUUUGAUUUUGACCUUCACAUAGAAAUAUCCAAAGCCUAUGUUUUCAUUCUUUUUCUAUUGUGAAUGAUGAAGUGAGCGCACUAAAAUCAGCAGAAAGUGGGGGGGGUACUUUUAGACCAACUUAAAAAGCAGCAUCAGUAAACCGAGCCUGUAUCCACUGUACGGCUGUUUAUUCCAGCAAAAGCGUGCAUAAACCAAAAGUGUGAUAUCAAGGUUUUUUUUUUUUUUGUAUGUUUUAUCUUUGACUGCAGACAGGAAAUGUUUGAACAAUCAAACCAAAAAUUUAUAUUUUCAUAAUGUCCUUGUACUUGACAGUGUUGAUGUUUUGAACAAGUCUGUGUCGAUGUACUAAAGCUGGAA
Messenger RNA from Morone saxatilis (striped sea-bass), 3775 nucleotides. Its product is annotated as ephrin-A4. Gene Ontology annotation, cellular component: plasma membrane. NCBI's taxonomy places the organism in Eukaryota, Metazoa, Chordata, Actinopteri, Moronidae. The record is from RefSeq and is a predicted model, not a curated record. Gene Ontology annotation, molecular function: ephrin receptor binding. Gene Ontology annotation, biological process: ephrin receptor signaling pathway; axon guidance. The coding region runs from base 383 to 991 and encodes 202 amino acids. The transcript is spliced from 5 exons.